AUGGUGGAGCCUCAAGAAAUAUCGGUUGCGAGCUUAAUCCAGUCAUUCAAGUCACUCCAAACGUCCGAAGACGACCGGAGCCUGUCAACCCAAAGGAGUUUGGUCGUCCAGGCGUUCAAGAGUUUGAUAGCCCAAUGUCCUUCGAUCUGUUUCCAGCCGUGUUCAUCGACUCAUGAGGAAAACCUGCCCACGUUAUUCCAGCAAGUCGAGUUGCGAACAGAGCUCUGGAACCGGCUCAAAUCGGGCCUGCUACCUUCCUUACGACAUCGGAUCACCGCGCUCUCACUAUCACUAGAUCCAUGCGACCUACGCAAAGACCCUGCCGGAAAACUCAAGCAAGUUCUCGAAAUCCUCAGCGAAUUGGAGCAGACCUUGGUCCAGGUCAAAGCCUCUAUCGCGACCAUCGCCCCCGUUUUAAAGCCAUCAGCCGUGUCCGAUGACGCCCACUUGAAACAUCUGAAGGCGUUCAGAUGUGGCCGAGUUCGGCUCACAGUGGAAACUCUGGUCAGGGUGCUCUCCGAACUCUUUCAGAGCUGUGUGAGAUUUACAGAGAACCUGGGAGACGCGCCGGGUCAGGAAGCUGGCUGCAGAGACGAAGUGCUUUCUGUCACAUCGAUGGAACAAUGGGAAUCCGAAGUCGGCUUGGUGGACGACGCCCUGGAUGAAUUGACUGAGCUGAUCAAUCGAACCGGCCCGGAAGAAGCCAAUAAAUCGGGGGCAGACUCUUCAAGUGAAGACGACGACGACGAUUACUUCCGGGAUUCCGACUCUCCUCCGAGUGAACAGGUCCUUCAACUCGCUCGAUCGACCCUACAGAUCAUCAAACUCGCCCGAUUGUUUCUCAACAAACUCUCCAAAACAACGGUCAGGAAGGAAGCCUGCAGGAUGGUUACGGAGAUGAGUUCUUCUCAGCUGGAGUCGUUACUGUCAUCGACGCGCUCGAUCUCGCGGAACAUCGAUGAGAUCGUGUGCACCUUGGGGGAUGCUGAUGAGCACGACCAAGCUUUCACGACGGACUUUCUGAUCGAAUUCGGCCAGAAUCUUUCCGAGUCUUUCGAGCAGAUCCAGCGGGCCUUGGAGCGCUACCUUAUCCCCUUGAUCGCAGAAGACACCCCGUCUGCGUCUUCUAAAGUAACCUCUCAGACUUGGUUUGCUGAAUGGAACAAGCACUUCCUCUCGGCUACUCAAAACUAUACCCAGAAUGUCAAUUCAUUCCAACGAAAUGCCUCUUGA
This is a messenger RNA of Puccinia triticina, 1233 nucleotides long. RefSeq lists its product as uncharacterized. Bases 1 to 1233 code for a protein of 410 amino acids. Lineage: Eukaryota; Fungi; Basidiomycota; Pucciniomycetes; Pucciniales; Pucciniaceae. The transcript has 3 exons. The record is from RefSeq and is a predicted model, not a curated record.